AUGCUCGUCCUUGCAUUCCAGUUUCCACUGCAGCCCUCUCUCCCUUCUCGACCAUCACAUCGUCUCAGCAAAUCCACCUUCUCGGAGGGUCACGCCAUGAUGCUGCAACCGCUCGCAAGAUCAGCGCUGCUCGGCGCAAACAUCUCAAAACGAACGCUUGCAACUGCCGUCAAAAAUCCCAACUUUGUCAAGAUUGUCGAAGUCUCACCUCGAGACGGUUUGCAGAACGAAAAGAUCAUCGUCCCUACCGCGACCAAGAUCGAGCUCAUUCGUCGUCUUACCGAGACCGGUGUCCCCGUGAUCGAAGCUGGAUCCUUUGUUUCGCCCAAAUGGGUUCCUCAGAUGGGCGACACGCCGCAAGUGGUAGCUGGCAUGCCCAUCCACCCAUCGAUAUCCUACCCUGUCUUGGUGCCCAACAUGCGCGGACUCGAAGGUCUGCAAAAGCUCCUCUCCAAAUACAAAGACGGAAGCAAAGGUACACCGCCUACAGACGAGAUCGCCAUCUUCACCGCCGCCUCCGAAUCCUUUUGCAAGGCCAACACCAACUGCACGAUCGCUGAAUCGCUCGACCGACUGUCCGAAGUCACUUCGCGCGCCAUCGCUUCAGGCCUCAAGGUACGAGGCUACAUCAGCGUAGUCGCUGGAUGCCCCUACGAAGGCAAAGUCGACCCAGAAGCCGUUGGUCGAGUCUCGAAAGCACUCUUGGACAUGGGCUGUUAUGAAAUCUCCCUGGGCGAUACCAUCGGUGCUGGGACUCCCUCCGUCAUGGAGCAUGCACUCAAUUCGAGUCUGAAACACACCAAUGUUUCGCCGGAAUACUUCGCAGCUCACUGUCAUGACACGAUGAACACAGGGCUGGCAAAUGUACUCCACAUGGUCAAAUUGGGUGUCAGAACAGUUGACUCGGCAGUGGGAGGUCUGGGUGGAUGUCCGUAUUCGCCGGGAGCCACGGGAAACAUCGAUACAGAAAGCGUCGUGUUUGCAUUGCAUGGUGAGGGGUAUGAGACGGGCACAGAUCUUGACAAGCUCGUAGAUCUGGGUGAUUGGAUCAACAAAGAGAUUGGGAGAAACAACGCAAGCAAUGCGGGUCGGGCGAUUCUAGCCCAGAGAAAGAUCAGGGCUGAGAGAGCUGCUAAGCAGGCUGCUCAAGGGGCGAAGCUGUGA
Molecule: messenger RNA, 1164 nt
Organism: Pseudozyma hubeiensis SY62
Lineage: Eukaryota; Fungi; Basidiomycota; Ustilaginomycetes; Ustilaginales; Ustilaginaceae
Product: hydroxymethylglutaryl-CoA lyase
Exons: 1
Coding region: 1-1164 (387 amino acids)
Biological process (GO): L-leucine catabolic process; ketone body biosynthetic process
Molecular function (GO): hydroxymethylglutaryl-CoA lyase activity
Source: RefSeq, a predicted model, not a curated record